Molecule: messenger RNA, 2079 nt
Organism: Wyeomyia smithii (pitcher-plant mosquito)
Lineage: Eukaryota; Metazoa; Arthropoda; Insecta; Diptera; Culicidae
Exons: 2
Coding region: 1-2079 (692 amino acids)
Source: RefSeq, a predicted model, not a curated record
AUGGUAAUGUUAUUCACGUAUUGGCAGAAGCUGCGGGAAUCACAAAUCCCAGAAGAAGUAACGACGUUACUAAGUCUAAGUCCAAAGUUUUCACUAUAUCCUCAUAAUUUCCCGCACAACCAACUGUACCACCUUCUUGCCGAAACCGAAUCAAUUUUAAAAACCAACUUCAAGCACCAAAUUCAGGACACAACCCGAUGUAUGAUUACCAAUUGCAUACACAAUUUCAUCCACAAAUACGAUAACUGUCCGAGAGACCCAGAAUCCAAGUUUAUAAGAAUCGCACAAACCAAAACCAGAAAUUUCCUUAAACUAAACCCAAAUAUCUGCAUUCUACCGGCCGACAAAGGCAACCGCACUGUUGUGAUGUUAACCGAAGAAUAUAACCGUAAAAUGAAACUCUUGCUCAACGACACAAAUACGUACAAAACUGUUAAAUCCGAUCCCACGAACAAAUUCCAAACCGCCAACAACAACAUCAUAGGACGAUUGCUCGAGCUCAAACUUAUAGACAAACAAACUGCCUACAAUCUGAAAACCUAUACCGCCACUUGCCCCCGAAUAUAUGGACAACCUAAAGCACACAAACAAAAUCUGCCUCUCCGUCCCGUGGUCCCUGGAAUGACUAGUCCGAGCUACAAUCUUUCUAAAUAUGUCUGCAAAAUAUAUCAAAUGUCCAUCCAGACCAAAUACAACGUACGUGAUUCCCGCAGCUUCUGCCAAUACGUGAAUAACAUUACCAUUCCACCGCAAUGCGAAAUGAUAUCACUGGACGUCAUAUCGCUGUUCACCAACAUUCCCAAGGAAUUAAUUAUCCGUGAUACCAUAAACAGUUGGGGAUCGCUGAGAACUAAUACCAAUAUCAAUUUGGAUCUGUUCCUGGAAAUCGUCAACUUCUGCUUGGAUUCAAGUUACUUUAUGUUCAGAGAUCAAUAUUACUCUCAAAUAGCGGGUGCAGCCAUGGGAAAUCCUCUCUCACCGAUACUCUCCGAUCUCAUUAUGGAACCACUCAUUGACUCCGUUUUACGCAACAUUUGUUUCCCUGUUCACACAAUACGCAAAUAUGUCGAUGAUCUGUUUCUUAUAAUUCCCAAAGAUAAGAAAAACGAAAUACUGACAGCUUUUAAUUCAUAUCAUAGCAACAUUCAAUUCACCAUAGAAGAGGAACAGAACGGACGACUAGCAUAUCUGGAUAUGACACUCAUACGACAAGCUGAUAACUCAAUACGCACUGAAUAUUAUACGAAAACUAUUGCCUCCGGACGACUAUUGAACUACCGAUCCAUCCACCCACUGUCGCUAAAAAUUAAUAUAGCUUCCAAUUUCAUAUCACGAGUAAACGAUCUAUCCACCAACUUAACUGAUACCCAGAAGAGAAACAUUAUAGUUCAACAGCUUAAAUUAAAUGACUAUCCUCUCAGUUUAAUCAAUCGAUGCUGGAAUCGAAUGAAAACCGCUAAGAACAUCCAAACCACCCACAAUACACCCGCAGCAGAAAGAAUAUAUCGGUCGAUACCGUAUAUACCGAUGUUAACGCCCCAUAUAGUUAGGAUAUUGAAACAGCAGUACCCAGAAGUUUGUGUAUCAACGCGAUGUACACACACCGUGAGCAAAUUUUUCACCCAGAUCAAAGACCCCGUUCCCGCAUUACUUAAACAUAAUGUCAUAUAUAAAAUACCCUGCAGCAACUGUGACAAAAGUUACAUAGGCAUGACCAGCAAUCUGCUUAAGAGCAGACUCUCCAACCACCAGAGCAACAUAAACAAACUCGAUCAGCUGUUGAACUCAGGACUUCCAUACACCGACCCCGCAAUACGUUCUCUCAGAGAGAAAACAGCACUCAUCUCCCAUUGUAUCGACGAGCGUCAUCGGUUUAACCUUACCGAAACCAAAAUAUUGGACUUCACACACAGGAAAUCAUCUCUGAGCUUGCUCGAGAUGGUAUGGAUCUACAACGACACAUCCACAGUCAACAAACGCACCGACGUAGACGGACUAAAUGCUACAUUCGCUGGCAUCUUGCAUGCAAUAGACAAACACAGAAACAAACAGCAACAGAUAGUAAACAGCAUCAACUAG